AUGUGGCAGAAGAGUGUCUAUGAUUUUUCUAUUGAUGUUAGUGGGGAUCAGUUCAUAUCUGGAACCUUAGUGGAUAUUGUAUCUAGUGCUAGGCUUCCUGGAGUUGUUUUGGGGGAUAUUAAUGAUAUCCAUAGUAGUUCGAAGGAUUUUGAUGGUUGCCCUAGCUUGACGGAGAAUGAGAAGUUUGAUGAUGUGUUACUGGAGGCGGAUCUGGUUGAGUUCAGUGUGACAAGUAACUGGUUUACCUGGACUAGUAAACUUCAAGGGAAUGGUAUCUUGUGUCGGUUAGAUCGAUUCUUGUCUAAUGAGGCGUGGAAGAAAGCUUUUCCAUAUUUGGAGGCAGAGGGUUUUAUUGAUACUAUCAGGUCAAUGUGGAGAAAGUCUGAGGAUGUGUCUCCUAUGGUUAGCAUUGUACGAAAUUUAAAGGCAGUGAAGCGGGUUUUUCGUGCAUCAUUUGGUAGGCGUAUCUCUAUGUUAGCUGAUGAGGUGCGGGCGACUAGUAAGGUUAUGGAGGCUACUCAAGCUGAGGUAGAAAGGGAUCCUGCUUCAGAGUCGGUGUGUGCAGAGGAGACUCAAGCCACUGAGGUGUUUUGGUUAGUGGCGAGAUUGGAGGAGGCGUCGCUUCGGCAGAAAGCCAAGUUCAGCUGGUCCGAGGAGGGGGUGGAGGCACUUGGUCGGCCAGUGAGUCGGGAGGAGAUUCAAAAGGCUUUAUUCUCAAUGAAGUCUGGGAAGGCUCCUGAGCCUGAUGGUACGCCCCUUCAGUUUGUUAGUUUGGUGAGUGCUUGUGUUACUUUACCUAAGUUCUUUGUGAUGAUUAAUGGUUCCCUUGAAGGGUUUUUUCCUGGUAGAAAGGGGUUGAGGUUCCAUGAUCGGUAUGAGCAUCUAGGCCUGACUCAUUUGGUUUUUGCAGACGAUUUGAUGAUUUUCUGUGCAGCUGAGAGAGAUUCUUUGGAGUUUGUGAGGCAGGUCUUGGUAGAUUUUGUAAGGCUGUUUGGGUUAGUUAUAAAUGUUGGGAAGAGUUCCAUAUUUGUUACGGGUAUGGAGUCUGGGGAAGCGGAGGAACUAGCUGCGUCUAUGGGUUUCUCUCUUGGUUCGCUGCUUAUUAGGUAUCUGGGUUUACCUUUAUUGGCAGGUUGGUUGAGGGUUGUGGAUUGUGCGCCUAUGAUACAGAGGAUUACAACUUGUAUUAGAAGCUGGGCAGUGCGGUCUCUCUUCUUUACUGGGAGGUUACAGCUUGUUAGGUCUGUUUCAUAG
This is a messenger RNA of Benincasa hispida (wax gourd), 1254 nucleotides long. RefSeq lists its product as uncharacterized. The record is from RefSeq and is a predicted model, not a curated record. NCBI's taxonomy places the organism in Eukaryota, Viridiplantae, Streptophyta, Magnoliopsida, Cucurbitales, Cucurbitaceae.